Molecule: messenger RNA, 3027 nt
Organism: Gracilinanus agilis (Agile Gracile Mouse Opossum)
Lineage: Eukaryota; Metazoa; Chordata; Mammalia; Didelphimorphia; Didelphidae
Gene: OSBPL2
Product: oxysterol binding protein like 2
Exons: 15
Coding region: 220-1734 (504 amino acids)
Cellular component (GO): membrane; cytosol; intracellular membrane-bounded organelle
Molecular function (GO): cholesterol binding
Source: RefSeq, a predicted model, not a curated record
CUCUGUGUCAGUGGGUCCCAGGACUGAGGGGCGGGGGCUGGGGGGGGGUGGGGAAAGUCGCCGCCGGCAUCUGGAGGCAUCCAGCACAGGUCUACAGUCUGUUGAACCUUUAUGAAUAAAAAGUUCGCAGCAUAAAAUUAUUUCUAACUAUUUGUAGUUUAAGUACAAUGAUGCUAUAGACAGCAGCACACUGGGAAAGAAAAAAGAAUUUACUGAAGGAUGAAUAGUGAAGAAGAGUUCUUUGAUGCCGUUACAGCUCCCAGUGGCCUCAUGGAGAAAACACAUAAGGUGGAGAAUGAUUGCAGAGCAGUGCCUGAAAAUAAUGGCUUUGAUUCUGACAAUUCGUCUGGGGAGUUUUCAGAGACAAAUCAGAAAGUCACAGGAAUGAUUGACUUGGACACUAGCAAAAAUAAAAACAGUACUGAAGAAAAUGAAGAGAAGCCUCCACAAGAGAAUGGAAUCAAGAAACACAGGACAUCAUUGCCUGCCCCAAUGUUUAAUAGAAGUGAUUUCAGUGUGUGGAGUAUAUUAAAAAAAUGCAUUGGCUUGGAAUUGUCGAAAAUCACAAUGCCUGUUGUCUUCAAUGAGCCAUUGAGCUUUCUUCAACGAAUUACUGAAUACAUGGAACAUAUAUACCUCAUUCAUAAAGCUUCUUCUCACACACAGUCCUUGGAAAGAAUGGCGGCUGUAGCUGCUUUUGCAGUUUCGGCUGUGGCUUCUCAGUGGGAGAGGACUGGUAAACCAUUUAACCCACUACUGGGGGAAACAUAUGAAUUAAUCAGGGAUGAUCUAGGAUUCAGAUUUAUAUCCGAACAGGUCAGCCACCACCCUCCCAUUAGUGCAUUUUAUUCAGAGGGUCUCAAUCAGGACUUUAUCUUUCAUGGCUCAAUCUAUCCCAAACUGAAGUUCUGGGGGAAAAGUGUAGAGGCAGAGCCCCGAGGAACAAUUACACUGGAGCUUCUCAAACACAACGAAGCCUACACAUGGACAAAUCCUACCUGCUGUGUACAUAAUAUAAUUAUUGGCAAAUUGUGGAUAGAACAGUAUGGAACAGUUGAAAUUUUAAAUCACAGAACUGGAGAUAAGUGUAUACUUAACUUUAAACCAUGUGGGCUGUUUGGGAAAGAACUUCAUAAAAUAGAAGGAUACAUUCAAGACAAAAGCAAAAAGAAGCUCUUUAUGAUAUAUGGCAAGUGGACGGAAUGUUUAUGGGGCAUAGAUGCUGUUUCCUAUGAGUCCUACAAAAAGCAUGAAAGGAGAGGUGACCACCAGAGAAAAUCAAAAUCGGAGGAUGAGCCUAAAACAUUUGAGCGUGAUGUGACUGAUAAUGUUCCUGAUAGCCAAGAUACAGUGCAAGUCAUACCUGGCAGUGAGCUCCUCUGGAGGAUAAACACAAGGCCUCCAAAUUCCUCUGAGAUGUAUAAUUUUACCAGAUUUACUGUGACCCUCAAUGAAUUAGAAAAGGGUAUGGAAAAGAUUUUACCUCCUACAGAUUGCCGCCUUCGUCCGGAUAUCAGAAGCAUGGAGAAUGGUGACAUGGAUUUAGCCAGUCAGGAGAAAGAAAGACUAGAAGAAAAGCAAAGACAAUCCCGGAAGGAUCGUGACAAAGAUGAGGAAGAAUGGAACACAAGGUGGUUUUAUCAAGGUGUUAACCCACAUACUGGAACUGCUGACUGGUUAUAUUCGGGUAGAUACUUUGACAGAAAUUUCUCAGACUGUCCUGAUAUAUACUGAACCAUUGGAACAGAUUCUUCAGGACAUGGGGACAUGGAGAGGUCACACUCUACUUCAAGCCAACUCUUCUGGUCUUGUUAAUAGCAGAAACCAGCUUUUGUAACAGCAGUUUUAAUGGAAAUAGCAUCAUUCACUGAUCAAGGAUUUAAUUCUUAUUAGUUUUUUGAUUGCCAAAAAAUUUAAUUGCUAUUGUGUUCUCUUCAUGAAGCUGCACUUGAAAUCAUCAAGUUUUCACUAAGUUUUAAAAAAAAAGGAAAAUUUUUUGUGAUUCCCUUUCAUGUGACAGAAAUUGACUGUGACCAGUUUAGUUUACAAGCACCCUCUUAACUCUUAACAGCAUUUAAAGAAGUAACAGGAAGACAUCCAUGUUUCUACUUGUAGUGAAGUAAAAAAAGGGUUUCUUCAAGUAUUCAGAAGUUGAACCAGUGACAAUAAGUAUGAGAGGAGAAGAGAUGGAUCUUGGAAACUAUCCUCAGAGGUAUAAAGAACUGAAGUAAAGAACUACUAUAAAAUGAUGGUGAUCCAGAGGUGAAUCUAUACAAAACACAGAAUGUCAGACUGAAUUGGAUAAAAAGCUGCCAAAUAACAUUUUAUUAUUUGGAGUUCCUGUAAACAUUACUUAAUAAAUACUGAUGACAAAACAACUGAUUUAUUAGCAUUUUGGUCACAAGCAAGGUAUGCAUUAAUCAAUAUCUAAGUACUAUCCAAAGUAAAACAUUACAGUCUAGAAUGAUAAAAAUGUUCAUAGAAACAUGAAAGAUAAACACCCAAGGCUGCUUUUAGUUAUGUGUGAAGUAAGUCAGGCCGGUAGAGUUUGGUACUAUUUAUACUGACUUUUCAUUCUGGAAAAAGCAUUUAAUGCCUCUAGUGUCUAGUCAGUUUUGAAAGCACUUCUUAUGUAUUCAUAGAAUCAUUGUGGUUUUUUUUUUCCCCUUGAUAUGCAUGUUCUAAAACAUUACUGAAUCACAUCUGAUUGUUGGAGGGCAAGGGGGUUGGGGAGGGCAGAAUUUAAUUCAAAUGGUAUAACUAGAAUUAUUUAAGAAAUAAUAGGUAUAAUAUCUGUCUUAAGCACAUGUGGUCAUCAAAGUGACUUAUUUUUCUUUGUGUAGAAGUGUCAAAGCCAUAUAAUGUCAGAGCUAUUUGAAUUGCAGAUCAAUUUAUUGUAUAUAUACACAUAUAUACAUAAUAUUAUUGAGUUAGGUUACAAAGUCAUACAUUUCUGAAGAAAAGGGAUUAUAGUUUUCUGUUUGGCUUGAAUAUUAUGUUUGCAAUUAAAACCCUUUUUAAAGCCAA